AUGCUCGGUAAAUCCACCGCCUCAGAGCUACUCGUGGUCGCUACCCUCCUUUCAGCUGCGCUGGCAGGGACCAUAAAAGUUAUCAUCAAACCUCAGGACAACAUCAGGGACACGACAUGGAGGCUCCAGGACUAUCAGUGGGUCACUGCCAAGUUCCUCGGUGUCAAAGAGGGCGACAAAUACAAGAUCGACGACAUCGACGACGACGGUACGGUCUUCUUCACUGAUUUUAAUGGAGGGGUCAUGGACGUCGCCACCAAGGAUGCCAACGAGGGGAAAUGGGGAAACUGGUGGAAGAUGCGCUACACCAGAGUACACGCCUGGCAAAGCCCCGAGAUAGCGGCUCCAACUCCAACCUUCCUGGGCAUACCUGUGGAGCUGCGCCUCCGGAUCUACGGCUACGUCUUUGCAGGUUCCCGAGUCACCUUUACACCCGCGCGUCGACGAGAUACCAACAAGCCAGUCGAGAAGGCACAGUCGGACGCAUUCACCACCGAGGGGCACGUCGACGUCCUAUUGACCUGCAAGCAAUGCUACAGUGAAGGACGGACUAUCUUCUGGGAGCAUGCCAGGUUGCGCGCUGGGGUGGACCCUUGGAGCGACACGAACGUCAUGAGCAUCUACUAUCUUAGUGAGAGCAUCAGCGACUUCACCAAGGCUCAUGUCAAGCACCUGAGAGUCGCGAUAUUAGGAAACCAUCCGGGUGAAGAGCCUAGAAUCGUACUCAGCCAGUUCCUCCGGCUCAAGACCUGCGAGAUCUUCAUGGACUACCGGAAAACAACCAAAGAAGAGUGGGCGGCAAACGGCGACAAUCCCGAUGCGUGGCUCGCUUGGGCUCGCUUGAGAAACCCGAUUCUUGGUGACAGCCAUGCAUACCUCAAUGGUCUCGGGUUCGAUGUCAAGGCUGCGGGUGUGCCCAUAUUCUUGGUGCGGAAGCUCAUCGUCGGUCCCUAUUACCAAGACGACUACUACCGAAAUAUAUUCAGGGGGCCCAUUAAGUUACCAGAGAGGAUGGGUUUCGCCGUGUACUCGACUGAACCAGUUUGGGGUAGAAUGUGGUUCGGAAUCUGCCCUCGGGACAAGGUAUGA
This is a messenger RNA of Anthostomella pinea, 1089 nucleotides long. NCBI's taxonomy places the organism in Eukaryota, Fungi, Ascomycota, Sordariomycetes, Xylariales, Xylariaceae. The record is from the annotation of a GenBank genome assembly.